AAAAUCGAAAAUACAGAGUGUAACAUUAAUGUAUGUGGCUGUGUAUUUCAGACAAUCGCUGGAGUAUCCAAUGCUCGAGUGCACGAUAAUUUAAAUCAAUCUACCAAACAAAAACAGAGAUCAAAUUCUAGCUCAACGCCGGUACCCCAUACUUCGUCUACAAAAAAUACUAAUUCGAUAGCAGGUAAAAUUUUGCGAGUAAUUUUAAUUUAUGCGACUUGGACUUCCCAACAUCGCAGCUGUGUAAAUCACAAAUUUUCAGGUAAACGUCAAACUUUUAAAUUAAUAGACAGCAAACAAGGAGCGUUGCAACAAGCUGAUAAGAAGACUUUCCUCCUCGACACUUACGCCCGUAUCGUCGCUAGCAAUAAUAGACGUUGUCCUAAACGAUUGCGCGAACUUGCUAAACCGAAGAGACAAGCUCGCAACGAUCAAAAUGAUUAUUUUUCAAACUUUGAACCAAACUAUCCCAACACAGCUAAAACUUAUGGUGAUAAAACUAAACGCACCUUGAUAGAGUCAAAGAAGAAAUAAUAUAUUAUUGUUAACAAAAUAUUUUAUACAAUUUCUCUGCAAAGUCGAACAAAAAUUUAAGAAACUUUUACAAAAAUGCUUAAGCAACGACUGAGAAAAUUAGAAUAUCUUUUUUAUAGAUAUGCAUUUUCCGAGGUACAAAUAAUAAAAAUCUUUUAUUUUCCAAAAUUAUAAAAAAACCAAUAAAAUAAUCAAUUUUUAAUUUUCUUCCUUUUUCUAUUAUCUCUCUAAACUAUAAUAGUUUCUCUAUAAUGAGGAAAAUAUGAUUUAUACCACUGCACUCACUAUUGUUUGUAUCGUUUAAAAAAUUUAUCUAAGAAAAAUGAAAAUGUUAUAAACUGACCGUGAGAGAUAAAUGAUAUUUUUGCGGGAGGCGCGUUAACCACUGCACUUCUCGUCGCAAAUGACAUCAUUAAUUAUUAUUUCAUCUAGAUUUAAAAUUCCAUACAUGUACGAAUUAAAAUUAUAAAAUCGCGCAUGACCUCAUCUAUGCUGUGAAAUACACUCAGAUACAGUGAUACUCAGAUUUCCUGAAAAGGUAAUUGCGGUUUGCGCGCGCGUCUUCCUCUUUGCGGACGGGUAUAAAAAGCUUUAUAUCGCCCUUGAAAUUUUCAGCUCACCGGUGCAAACGUACGGUACGUAUAUGCAUCUAACCGGUUUAACUUGAUUUUGCGUGCCUAAAUUUCUUGCUCAUAUUAGGCUCGACAAUUCAAGCCAUCAACCAACUUCACGAACGCCAUACAAAUUUUUUGAAAUGAUUAUAAUCAUCCGCUGUUGAUGUAGUCAGGAAUAGUAGAAGUUCACGGAGUAGAAAGAUUUUUGCCCGAGCAAUCUUUUGAUCUUAUUUCAAAAAGGAAAAUUCGAUAAAGUCCUUUUGAUCAACUCGGCAGCGUGGUUAAGAGUAGUGCACCACGACGGUUUGCAAUAUCUUCUUUAUGUGGAUCAAAUUUCCAUAUUUCAUAAAUAAUGACCCGAAAAUUUCCAUGGUAGAACUUAUGACAAGCAUGUAGUCAAACUUUGCGCAAACUGCGACUUUAGCAAACAACGUCAUUUGGGAACCAUAUGUGCUGGAAAAAAAAAACUAAAUAUUUCAGCGGUAUCGAAAAUAACAACCAGUUCUUUUGCCAAUAAAAUGCAAAAAUGUGAAAACUUGUUUCCUCUGAAUUCGCAACAGAGAUCGGUUUGAUACCUAACAUCAGUUCCGCAAGCUGUAAUAUAUUAACAAUAAAUUGAUACAUGGUCCGUUAGACCAUUAAGUAAAGUAUGUCAUGAUUCUAUUACUCGGUAAGUGCAAUUAUAUCAGUUUAAAAAAAAAUUUCUUCUUUUUUCCUAAACAAAUAUUUCUUUAAAUUGCAAUCCCUGCAAACUUA
Molecule: messenger RNA, 1904 nt
Organism: Linepithema humile (Argentine ant)
Lineage: Eukaryota; Metazoa; Arthropoda; Insecta; Hymenoptera; Formicidae
Source: RefSeq, a predicted model, not a curated record